UUCUUCUUCCUUGCUUGACUUUUCAGUCUGUUCUCACGGAAGAGGAAAUAAUCUGCUUGAAACUGGAGCUCAGCAUGUAAAGCGACAUCGGCGAAAUGAUGUUAAUCUUUCUGAUUCUAGUGGGAAUUCAAGGUUCUACCGCAGUGACCCACUCUCUGAAGUAUUUCUACACGGCAUCUUCAGGAAUAGAAAACUUCCCAUCAUACGUCUCUGUUGGGUUGGUGGAUGAAGUUCAGAUAAGUUACUGUGACAGCAGAACAAAUGAAAAUAUUCCUAAACAGGAUUGGAUGAAUAAAGUGAAUUCAAAACAUCCAAAUUACUGGGAGGAGGAAACAGAGACAUGUUGGGUUAAACAGCGAUUCCUCAAAGGCAACCUAGAAAUUGCUAAACAUCGUUUCAACCAGACUGGAGGAGAACACAUAUAUCAGCAGAUGUAUGGCUGUGAGUGGGACGAUGAGACCGGAGAGGUCAAAGGUUAUGAUGAGUUUGGUUAUGAUGGAGAAGAUUUAAUUAUACUGGACUCAAAUACACAACAAUGGAUCGCUCCAAGAACACAAGCUGUCAUCACAGCAAACAGAUGGAACAAUGAUAGAAAUGAUUUAGAACAUGAGAAUGAGUACUUAACUCAGACAUGUGUUGAGUGGCUGAGGAAAUAUGUCAACUAUGGGAGGAGAUCACUGAUGAGAACAGAUCUUCCAUCAGUGUCUCUCCUCCAGAAAUCUCCAUCCUCUCCAGUCAGUUGCUUCGCUACAGGUUUCUACCCCAACAGAGCAGAAAUGUUCUGGAGGAAAGAUGGAGAGGAGAUUCAUGAUGGUGUGGAAAAAGGAGAGAUCAAGCCCAACAAUGAUGGAACCUUCCAGAUGAGCGUUAACAUCGAUCUGUCAUCUGUUGCAACUGAAGACUGGAACAAGUAUGAAUGUGUGUUUCAGCUCUCUGGAGUCAAUGACAUCACCAAUAGACUGGAGAAAACAAGAAUCUUGACCAAUGAAUCAAAUAUCCCCAUUGUGAUCAUCACCUUUGUUCUUUUUGUGACUGUCCUCGGUCUCAUUGCUGUGAUUGGAUUCAUUCUUUACAACCAGAAGAACAACGCCAGGCGUCCACCUUCUCCUGUGGUGAACGGUCGGCCUCCAGAAGAAACCAGAUUCCUUCGACAAGCAUGAAAAAACCAAAACAGGUCAACACCAAGAAGUGAGUUGAUGAAUGUUGAACAAAGCAAACAUAUAGAAAAUAAUUAAGUAAAAGUAUGUGCAAGAACAAAGAAUAAAUAAAUAAAGAAUAAAGAAAAAGGAAAAAACACUGAGUCUUAUUAUUUGGCUCUCUGAUUUCCCUCUUCUCCCUUGAUCCUCUGCCUCGGCAUUAACUCACCGGCAAUGAAAUGUCAUCUAAAAACACAGAAUAUAUUUUAUUGAACUAUUUGAAUUAGUUUAUAUGUAUUGCCAACUGUUGCUCCAUUGAUAUCUGUUAUGUAAGUAGAUCUAGACAUUGUGAGGUGCUGAUUUUUUCCUAUGUUUCAGUUAAUCUGUAUUGUUUUCUUGGCGAUAGUCAGGGCCACAAGCAGGAGUUUGGGUCUGAUCGAGUUCAUGUUCAGUUCAUCCAGAUUACCAAGUAAACAGACAGAGGGGAUUGUGGGAUGUUGUGGCCAGAGAUUUGAGACAGUUUGGUGAUUAUUUCUUUCCAGAAGUUUAGUUUUGGUGGACAGAGCCAGAAUGGUUGGAGCUGGUCAUCAGCUGUAUUUAGUGAACUGUGUGUGUAAAUGUCUGAGUCUGUAAGGCUCUUUAUGUGCAUCCUGGGCUCUGUGAUUUGUUUUCUAUGGAUUAUUUUAUAUUGUAUCAAUGAUAUCUUGGAGUUGUUGGAUAUGCUGAAAAUAUUAUGGCAGACAUUAUUCCAAAAUUGAUUAUCUGUGUGGAUAGUAUGAUCUUUUCCCAUUUAGUGAUCAGAAUUUGAGGUGCAUUAUUGGUAGAAGAUUUUAGUUUGUUUAGGUUUGAGAGUGUUUUUGUAGACUCUGUGAUUUUGUUGAUGCUGUCAAAUAGGGACGGUUGUCCUAGGUGAAAGUUAUUGAUGUCUAUUUUUGAUUUGACGGCUUGCUUUAAUUGAUUAUAUUGAAAAAACUGCUUCCUGUUUAAAAAUGUUAAAAAGAAAAACACCCAGAAAGGAAAACAAAAACUCAAAGCAAGUUUCUUACAGCUGAAAAAUCAAAACAAAAAGAAAAUGAAAAGGAGACAAAAAUCAUUUAAAUUUUGAGCCAUUUCUGUGUUUGGAUUUAUCUUUGGGUCACUUGGAAUUUAGUCUUAAACAGACAAGUUUUGAUUUUUUCUCAGCUUUCUGUAAAUUUACCUGUUUAGUUAAAUGUGUUUAAUUCCAACAUUUCUUUGUAAAUAAAUCUUUGUUUUAUUCUCUCUGUCGAUUCAUCAAUAGUCUAAACUGACACAAGAAAUGUGUUGCUGAAAUGUUACUGUUGUUAAAACUGGAUGUUAUGAAUCCAGUUUUAAAAUUGAGGAACAUUAACAAUAACUGGUUCAAAUGCCUGUGAUGGACUGGUGACCAGUCCAUGGUGGCUCCGCCUCUCACCUGUUGGUGGUACCAGCACCUUCCUGACCUCACAAGGGAUAAGCAGAUAAGCUUGUUGGAUAAUGAAUGCUUUAUCCAACUGUGUGUUACAUUCUGAUGGGUAAUGAUGCCACUUGAUAAAAUGCAGUGUUUUAAUUGUUGAUUGAGUUUUUUAUGACUUUGUAUUUUUGUGUAUUUAUAAAGCAAAGCACUUUGAACUGCCUUGUUGCUGAAAUGUACAAAUAAACUGUUUCAAAUACUGUUAAAUGAAGUAGUUUUGACAUUUUUGUCUAGAAAAGUGUUGCCAUUGUUUUGGGUUCUGUAAAUAAUAAUAAACUUUUUAUUCAAACAAUAA
Xiphophorus maculatus (southern platyfish) is the source of this 2902-nucleotide messenger RNA. RefSeq names its product H-2 class I histocompatibility antigen, Q9 alpha chain-like. The transcript has 7 exons. Gene Ontology annotation, cellular component: external side of plasma membrane. Gene Ontology annotation, biological process: immune response. The coding region runs from base 96 to 1160 and encodes 354 amino acids. The record is from RefSeq and is a predicted model, not a curated record. Lineage: Eukaryota; Metazoa; Chordata; Actinopteri; Cyprinodontiformes; Poeciliidae.